UUAUAAUUCAUCAAACUGUCGAGUCGAUAGUUUAAUAGCGCAUUUAGAAACCCGCCGAAGUGUGAAGAAUAUCGCGGUUCACAUGGUCAAGUUUGUGUCGUAACCCAAUGGUACGUAUCAAAAAUCGAUACCUCGUUUGUUUCAUUUCGAUUCAACCUCAAAAUUCCAAUUCAUUUAUACCAGGUUAUCCUGGCUGCCAAAAGGAGGAUACAGCGGCGAUGCGCUUGAGCGAGUCUGAUUUAUUAGCCAUGAUAAAACAAAACAUCACCCUUACACACGGUUCACUUGGAGUCGGUAAAUGUAUGUCUCGCUUAAGAGUAAUUCACUGGUGUCCUGCUUCCGGUUUAUUGAUUAUACGUUGCCUUCGUAGCAUGUCUGUUUACGUCCAAACAGCACUCUCUUUGGUUACUCACUUAGAUCUCAAUGGACAAAAAAGGAAAUCGGUAAUCGACAUUUAUCAUACAAGCGGUACAGUCAGAGGCUGCCAAAAAUUUCUAGUCAUGUUUUACUCUCAUAAUUUAUUCUCAAGACCAGAACAAUUAUUUCGAACAGCCUUGUCUAUUGCCGUUGAACGAAAUAUGAUUUCUCCAUAUCCACCAUACAUCAAUGAAGAAUCCUAAUUUUCUAUUUAUUUAAUUAACUACAGAGUAUCAUGGUAAAAGUCUUAUCUGUUACCUAUUGAUAUAAAAAUAAAAUGUUAAGAUUAUGUAUCAAACGAAAUUUAACUUCACAGAAAACAGCUUAGACGUAGUUUUAUUUUUAAAAUAUAGACUAACUUGGACGGGAUUCAAAUAAAAUUAUAAUUGACACUUUAGAAAAGGAAAUGCUGGUUGAUUACGAUGAAUAGUAGCACAGAGUGUGAAAUUUAAAGUCUGUCAUUAAGAAAAGCCACCAUUAGUAAAACCAUUUUAGAUUAUGAGCGGAUUCAAAUAUUAAUUAAUUCA
Schistosoma guineensis is the source of this 944-nucleotide messenger RNA. NCBI's taxonomy places the organism in Eukaryota, Metazoa, Platyhelminthes, Trematoda, Strigeidida, Schistosomatidae. The record is from the annotation of a GenBank genome assembly.